Gadus macrocephalus (Pacific cod) is the source of this 2134-nucleotide messenger RNA. It is a transcript of the gene dctn2, whose product is annotated as dynactin 2 (p50). Bases 169 to 1386 code for a protein of 405 amino acids. Gene Ontology annotation, cellular component: cytoplasm; centrosome; dynactin complex. NCBI's taxonomy places the organism in Eukaryota, Metazoa, Chordata, Actinopteri, Gadiformes, Gadidae. Gene Ontology annotation, biological process: mitotic spindle organization. The record is from RefSeq and is a predicted model, not a curated record. The transcript has 14 exons.
UGUCAAACCCAACGAAUGACCACAUCAGCCAGCUAGCACUAGCAUCCCCGGCGGACAGACUGCUAACGUUUAACGUUUAUUGUUUGCUACCGUUCCUAUAACGUCGAUAUCGUUUCAUAAACUGCUUACUUGUGAGACAGCGGGCAUUGAUUUUGCAUUCCACAAAUAAUGGCCGAUCCCAAAUACGCCAAUUUGCCAGGCAUCGCUUUUAACGAGCCAGAUGUUUACGAAACCGGAGACCUUCCAGAAGAUGACCAGGCCCAGUUUGAGUCGGAGGAGCUGUGCAGCGACAGCGUGGAGAGGAUUGUGGUCAACCCCAACGCAGCGUUUGACAAGUUUAAAGACAAGCACAUCAGCACCAAAGGACUUGACUUCUCAGACAGAAUCAGUCGGAGCAAAAGGGUGGGCUACGAGUCAGGAGAAUAUGAGAUCCUGGGAGAGGGCAGUGGAGUGAAGGAGACGCCUCAGCAGAAAUACCAGCGGCUGGUGAACGAAAUCCAGGAACUCACUCAGGAGGUGGACGCCAUCCAGGCCACCACCAAGGACAGCAGCGCGGAGGAGCGCCUCAACCCGGUGGCCCUGGCCCAGCAGGUGGGGCAGCUCAAGCAGCAGCUGGUCUCGGCCCAUCUGGACUCCCUGCUGGGACCCCAGGCCCACAUUAACCUGGCCGACCCCGACGGAGCGCUCGCCAGGCGUCUGCUGACCCAGCUGGAGACGGUGAAGGCCGGCCGUGGCGGCGGCGGGGCCACCGGGGAGGGCAAGGCGGCGGGGGCCAAGGCGCCGGACGGAGCCGUGCUGUACGAGCUCCACAGCCGGCCCGAGCAGGAGAAGUUCAACGACGCCGCCAAGAUGGCAGAGCUGGAGAAGCGCCUAGCCGAGCUUGAGAUGGCUGUCGGCUCGGGAUCAGACAAACAGGGCCCGCUGAGUGCUGGGGUACAGGGAGCCAGUUUGAUGGACACCAUGGAGUUGCUGCAGGCAAGAGUCAAUGCCCUGGACUCAGCCACUCUGGAUCAAGUUGAAGCCAGAUUGCAGAGCGUCCUUGGGAAGAUGAAUGAAAUUGCAAAGCACAAGACAGCGAUUGAGGACGCUGAUACGCAAAACAAAGUGUCGCAGCUGUACGACGUGGUGCAGAAGUGGGACGGCAUGGCCACCUCUAUACCCCAGGUGGUGCAGCGAUUGGUGGCUGUCAAGGAGCUGCAUGAGCAAGCCAUGCAGUUCGGCCAGCUGCUGACCCACCUGGACACCACCCAGCAGAUGAUCAACAACUCUUUGAAGGACAACGGCACGCUGCUCACUCAGGUGCAGCAGACCAUGACGGAGAACCUGAAGGCGGUGGAGGAGAACUUCUCCUCCCUGGACGACAGGAUGAAGAAGCUCUCCAAAUAGAGGAGGAGCUGGAGGUUGAAAACGGUUCCGGAUGGGGAGGGAUGGAGGGGGGAGUUGAGGCAGGGGAGGGGCCUCUGUCUCUUUAGCUCUCUGCCUUAUUUUGCUACGCAGAUCAACACUUAAGAUGGAUAUCAGACCAAAUGUUUUCCCUCUGCCCUCGCACUGACUCUUCUCUUUCAUGAUUCAAAUCAUCCGAAUUGAUCCUCCCCUUGAAAAUGCUUCUUUCGUUUUUGUGUCCGCCCUAUCCAAGUCACUGAUUGCAUUUCUGUUUAUCAUUAUUGAGUUUGAGACUGGACUGGAUGGUUUUUACUAAUAUGACAGCUUAAUCCACUACACAUCAUCCAGUCCCAGUUUAUUUGAGCAUACGGAACACACUCCGAGGUUAAAAGAGUAUCAGCAUCCAGCAACGGCACCUGAAAGAUGAUAGAUCUACAUUCUGAGCCGGGCUCAAUAUCUGGAUCCAUUAUCUUGAAGUAAGAGCAGGAGCACAUGGAUGCGUACUGUGUGUGUGUGGGGUUGGGGGAUGAUGUCGAGUCAUGGAUAGGCAAACUUGUAAAUAUGCCUGCGUAUCUUUUUCUUCAUUCCUCGUGCUCAGUCGCUUGUAACUAUUAUAAUUAUUAUGACUGAGCUCAGAAUGCCACGCAAACAUUUUAAUCGCAUUCUCGUCUUCGCCUACAAACAAGACUGUAUUGUUCAUCAUCUGUGGUCAUGGAAACAGAAAACUUAAAUAAAUGACUCCCAAGCUUGA